AGAUUACGGCGUGAAGGAAUCCCGCGGCACGGGUAAACGCACACCAAUAGGCCACCACCACCAGCACCACCACCACCACCACCACCACCACCACCACCACCACCACCACCACCGCAGCUCUGGAUCCAGAACGAACUCAUCUUCGCGAACCCCUUGGUGCUGCAUCACAGCAGUAUCCUUCCAACUCACGACACGAGACGACCUUUCAGCAUCGGUAACGAAACGAACACUCGACGCAUACGAUCAGUGCGACAGCUGAACCAACACACUCCCGAACGCCGCGAUGCCUCGGGACGACGCUAGAGAUGGGGAGGAUAUUCCGCUCGUGAACGUGGAGCGCAUGGCGCAGACGACGAUAGCGGUGGAGGGAAUGACCUGCGGGGCAUGUACAUCUGCAAUAGAAGGCGGAUUCAAGGGCGUGGAAGGCGUGGAAUCGUUUACAGUCAGUCUCAUGACCGAACGCGCGGUGUUGAUUCACGAUCUGUCGAAGCUGUCGGCCGAACAAGCGGCUGAGAUAAUCGAAGACCGCGGUUUCGGCGCGGAAAUCAUUUCGAGCGAUGACCAGACUCCGGAGAAGGCGAGCGUAAAUGCGCAAGGAGCCCGGCUGGCAACAACGGUUGUGUCGGUAGGAGGGAUGACAUGCGGGGCAUGUACAUCGGCGGUGGAGGGUGGUUUUAAGGAUGUGGAGGGAAUCGUCAGCUUUACCGUGAGCUUAAUUACCGAGCGAGCUGUUGCAGUCCACGACCCGACACUUGUGACUGCCGAAAAGGUUGUCGAAAUCAUCGAAGAUUGCGGCUUCGAUGCCUCACUAGUUUCUACAGACCUGGAGGACGACGGGGGAGCGAAGAAGGAGGAUGUGGUUAUCUUCAAAGUUUAUGGACUCAGUACUGCGCAAGACUGCACAUCCCUAGAAGACGCAUUGCUAGGAGCCCAAGGUGUUCAUGGCGUCGCUAUCACUCUGGCCAAUUCUCGCGCGAAGAUCAACUAUUCGCCAGCCCGGAUCGGUGUGCGAGACCUCGUCGCGAUUGUCGAGUCGUUAAAUUUCAACGCCUUGCUUGCGGAUGUCGAGGACAAUAAUGCUCAGCUAGAAUCGCUAGCGAAAACAAAGGAGAUCCAGUCGUGGCGGUUAGCUUUCAGAUUCUCCCUGACGUUCGCUAUUCCGGUUUUCCUCAUGUCCAUGAUCAUUCCGAUGUGGUUUAAGGGACUAAAUGCGGCAUUCGCUGCAAAAGAACUACCAUUACGUGGUCUCUUUGUCGGCGAUGUUAUAUGUCUGCUCUUGACGAUUCCCGUCCAGUUUGGGGUUGGAAAGAGGUUUUACAAGAGUGCAUGGAAGAGUGUGAGACACGGCAGCGCAACUAUGGAUGUAUUGGUGGUUCUGGGCACUUCAGCGGCGUUUUUCUUCUCGGUAUUGGCCAUGGCUAUGUCUAUUUUCUGCGAACCUCACAACCGGCCCAGCACGGUCUUCGACACUUCGACAAUGUUGAUCACCUUCAUCAGUUUCGGACGGUACCUCGAGAACCGGGCAAAGGGACAGACAUCGAAGGCUCUAUCUCGUCUUAUGUCACUCGCACCAUCUAUGGCCACCAUUUACGCUGACCCCAGCAAGAUCGGCCUCUUCGAUGACGAGAACCAUGUGGCUGAAGAGCAGGUCAUUCCUACCGAGCUGAUUCAGGUCAACGACGUGGUUAUAGUACGCCCAGGAGACAAGAUUCCAGCCGAUGGUAUGGUGAUUGUUGGCGAAUCCUUCGUCGAUGAGUCCAUGGUUACUGGCGAGGCGAUGCCGAUUUCGAAGAUGAAAGGGGACAUGCUGAUCGGAGGUACCGUCAACGGCUCGGGCCGUGUUGACUUUCGGGUUACUCGUGCCGGCAAAGACACCCAGCUGAGUCAAAUCGUCAAGCUCGUACAACAGGCGCAAACUUCCCGCGCUCCGAUACAAAGGAUGGCGGAUAUUGUCGCUGGUUAUUUUGUCCCGGGUGUCUUGACUUUGGGAAUCGCAACUUUCAUCGGAUGGAUGAUUCUCUCACACGUGCUAUCGCACCCUCCAGCACUUUUUGCCAGCGCAGCUGCCGGCGGCCGUUUCAUGGUCUGCCUCAAGCUGUGUAUCUCCGUCAUUGUCUUCGCCUGCCCUUGCGCGCUGGGUCUUUCUACUCCGACGGCCGUAAUGGUCGGCACUGGCGUUGGAGCAGAGAACGGGAUCUUGGUCAAGAGUGGUGCGGCUUUGGAGACUGCAACGAGGAUCACCCACGUCGUUCUCGACAAGACCGGUACUCUAACUCAAGGCAAGAUGAGUGUUGCAGUCAACAAGCGAUCUGCCGUCUGGGAGCAGUCAGAAUGGAGACAAAAACUAUGGUGGUUACUCGUCGGUGCUACCGAGUCUGGAAGUGAACAUCCCGUUGGCAAAUCCAUAUCUGUGGCGGCAAAGGAAGCACUUGGGAUUGGACGUGAUGGAGGAUUCGAAGCAACGGUCACCAAUUUCAAGGCUGUCAUUGGUAGGGGAGUGGAGGCAAAUGUUCAGCCACAUGCCACAGACAGCAAGGCGUACAAGGUUCUCGUCGGCAACGUAAAGUUCCUUGGAGAGUCCUCGGUAUUGGUUCCACUGGAAGUACAGAAGGGCCACAGCAACGGAACACACGUAUUUAUCGCCAUUGAAGAUGAAUAUGCUGGAUUUAUUGCGCUCAGUGACGAGCUGAAGGCGGAUGCUGGACAUGCAGUUGAGGCCUUCAGGAGGCUGGGCAUCAAAGUCUCGAUGGUAACUGGAGACCAAGAAGCAACGGCCUUACAAGUCGCCAAAGAGGUCGGAAUCGACGCCGACAUGGUCUUUGCUGGCGUCUCUCCUGACGAAAAACAAGAAAUCGUGCGGCGCAUGAAAGCCGCCGGCGAGUGUGUCGCCAUGGUCGGCGACGGGAUCAACGAUUCCCCCGCGCUCGCCACCGCAGACGUUGGCAUCGCCAUGGCCUCCGGCACCGACGUCGCCAUGGAAGCCGCGGAUAUAGUCAUCAUGCGCCCGCAAUCACUCCUCGACGUCCCCGCAUCCCUCCACCUAGCGCGCACCAUCUUCAGAAGAAUCAAGCUCAACCUCUGGUGGGCGUGCAUGUACAACGUCAUCGGCAUACCAUUCGCGAUGGGAUUCUUCCUGCCGUUCGGACUCCACCUCCACCCCAUGGCCGCCGGCGCUGCAAUGGCCGCAAGUAGCGUUUCCGUCGUUUGCUCCAGUCUCCUCCUGAAAUUCUGGCGCCGCCCGCGCUGGAUGACCGAGGCGGGCAUGCAGGCGGUGCACGACAACGAUGGGAAGGUUAUCUACCGCGAUGCUACGUCGUGGUGGGCGUUCUGGCGGCGCGGAGGACGGCUGGCUAGGGGUGGAAACGGAUACCAGCCGCUGAGGGACGUGGAAAGCGGGCAGUAGAUGUUUUUUGUUGGAGUUAGGUUCUUUGAUUUUGGCAUGUUGUGGAAUUUUACUCUCUUCUUGAUUGUCGUAUAGUACAUAUACCUUUUUUGUGCCUGGCUCCUCCUCAUUUGAUUGACGGCUGUCUUUUUUGCUUUGGCUGUUUUUGUUUCGUUUGUGUUUGGCUUGCGUCUUGCUGCACUGACUCUGGAAAAUUUAUCUGGAUGAUGAUACUACAUCUCCUUUGGUGUUACCCUUUCGCUGUAUAUUUACUUUAUUUCCUUCCCCUUAUUUCUUCCGAUUCUUUUUUAUACCGUGUCUAGGUGGUCUCU
Molecule: messenger RNA, 3714 nt
Organism: Tricharina praecox
Lineage: Eukaryota; Fungi; Ascomycota; Pezizomycetes; Pezizales; Pyronemataceae
Product: E1-E2 ATPase-domain-containing protein
Exons: 5
Coding region: 284-3403 (1039 amino acids)
Biological process (GO): copper ion homeostasis; monoatomic cation transport
Cellular component (GO): membrane
Molecular function (GO): ATP binding; ATP hydrolysis activity; P-type divalent copper transporter activity
Source: RefSeq, a predicted model, not a curated record